Messenger RNA from Menidia menidia (Atlantic silverside), 3698 nucleotides. The record is from the annotation of a GenBank genome assembly. NCBI's taxonomy places the organism in Eukaryota, Metazoa, Chordata, Actinopteri, Atheriniformes, Atherinopsidae.
AUGCAGCUGCCAUUAACUGAAGCAUUUCUGUCCCCCUGCGCAGAGCUGAGAUCUACUGGGACCGCUCAUCACUUUGCCUACCUGAUCAACACAUCAGACUACCGGAUCCUCCGUAUGGAUGAGGACCAUGAUCGGAUGUAUGUUGGCAGCAAGGACCACAUCCUGUCUCUGGACCUCCACGACAUCAACAAGAGCCCACAUAUUAUCCACUGGCCAGUGUCCGAACGAAGAAGGAUGGAAUGCCUUGUGAGUGGGAAGGAUGCCAAUGAGGAAUGUGCAAACUUCAUCCGCCUUGUCGAGCCGUGGAACCGGACUCAGCUGUACGUCUGCGGAACAGGAGCCUACAACCCGGUCUGCACCUUCGUCAACCGUGGACGCAAACCUCAGACGUCCAUGUAUCUGCAGAUGGCCCAGGCCAGGGGAAGGGCUAGCCGCGCCGCUGAAGCCAGUGCGGUGCACGACACACUCGGACUGAAGGAGGAAAUCUUCCACUUGGAGCCGGGCAAGGUGGAAUCUGGGAAGGGAAAAUGCUCUUACGACCCGAAGCUCAACAGCGUGUCAGCUUUGAUUAAUGGAGAGCUAUAUGCUGGGGUCUAUGUUGACUUCAUGGGAACAGACUCAGCCAUUUUCCGCACUUUAGGGACAAAGACUGCCAUGAGAACGGAUCAGUACAACUCCAGAUGGCUGAACGACCCCACUUUCAUCCAUGUGCACCUCAUCCCUGACAGUGCAGAGAGAAAUGAUGACAAGCUGUAUUUCUUUUUCCGGGAGAAGUCCUCAGAGAUGGGCCAGAGUCCUGUGACUCAGUCCCGCAUAGGACGCAUCUGCCUGGGAGGACCGAGGAUGCAGUUAAUGGACAAACUGUGUUUGGUUUCUAAAAAAAAAAAACAGAAUGAUGAUGGAGGUCACUGCUGUCUGGUCAACAAGUGGAGCACCUUCCUGAAGGCCAGACUCAUCUGCUCGGUGCCCGGGGCUGACGGCAUGGAGACGCACUUUGACGAGCUCAAGGACGUUUUCAUACAGCCAACUCAGGAUAUAAAAAAUCCCGUGAUUUAUGGAGUCUUCUCUGUGUCCGGUUCAGUGUUCAAAGGCUCAGCCGUUUGCGUGUACUCCAUGGCCGACAUCCGCAUGGUCUUCAACGGACCUUUCGCCCACAAGGAGGGCCCCAAUUACCAGUGGGUGGCCUACACUGGGAAGAUCCCGUACCCUCGCCCUGGCACGUGCCCCGGAGGAACGUUCACCCCCAACAUGAAGUCCACCAAAGACUACCCGGACGAGGUGAUUAACUUCAUGAGGAAUCACCCUGCCAUGAACAACGCCGUGUACCCGGUGCACAAGCGCCCCCUGGUGGUUCGCACCAACGUGGACUACGAGUUCACCACCAUCACAGUGGACCAGGUGACGGCGGCGGACGGCAACUACGAAGUGCUCUUCUUAGGAACGGACAAGGGAACCGUUCAGAAAGUGAUUGUGCUGCCCAGAGAUGACCUGCAGACCGAAGAGCUGGUCCUGGAGGAGGUGGAGGUUUUUAAGGUCCCCACUCCUAUAACAACGAUGAAGAUCUCAUCCAAAAGGCAACAGCUGUACGUGUCGUCGGCCGUGGGCCUGACCCAGCUGGCUCUGCAUCGCUGCGACAUGUACGGCGAGGCCUGCGCCGACUGCUGCCUGGCCAGAGAUCCCUACUGCGCCUGGGACGGAAAGUCCUGCUCCCGGUACUCCUCUUCGCAGAAGAGACGAAGCCGGAGGCAGGACGUCAAGUACGGGAACCCCAUCCGACAGUGCCGAGGCUUCAACUCCAACGCUAAUAAGAACACUCUAGAGAUGGUGCAGUACGGGGUGGAGGGAAGCAGCACCUUCCUGGAGUGUCAGGCCCGCUCUCCACACGCUCUCAUCAAAUGGCAUCUGCAGAGGGACAACAGUGACCGCCGGAGAGAGAUGCGCUGCGAUGGGCGGAUCCUGAAAACCGAGCAGGGUCUUCUGCUGCGGUCACUCCAGCCCUCCGACUCCGGCCUGUACCAGUGCACGGCCACCGAGAAGAACUUCAAACACACGCUGGUCAAGCUGCAGCUGGUGGUGCUGUCCAGCCGGGCGGUCAACAACGCACUGGUGGACGGCGGCGGCGGUGGGGCAGCGUCCUCCUCUUCAUCCCUCCAGUCCAGCAGCACCCAGUGGACCCCCAGCGCUGGCCAGUACAAGGACCUGCUGACCAUCCUGAGCCAGCCGGAGAUGAGCCUGAUCAACCAGUACUGCCAGGACUACUGGCAGUUCGGAGACCCCCUGCUGGGCGCCCUCAAGGGAAAAGACCUGAAGGAGCUCAAGGAGCAGAAGAAGCCCCGAAACCGCCGGCACCACGAGGAAAAGGAAGAGGAAGAGGAAGAGGAAGAGGAGCAGCAGGGGGCGGAGACAUGAGGGGCCUGAAAACCCCUUUCAACGCAACCUUUUCCCCCCCCAAAACCCUGUCAAAACUGGGAGAGACUCAGAGAGAAUAGGAACAUGAGAAGAGAAAGAAAAAAGAAAAGAAAAAAAAUCCACAAAAACCAGGGUAAAAAAACGCAAACUGAGAAAAAUAACGCAAAGUCACACAAUACAUCCCCUCAAAAAAUAUAUGAUACACAGUAUUUAUUGUAGGUUGUAUAUAGUAUCAUUCUGUGGAUUCCUUUGUACUUAUAGAGAAAAGAAAAAAACAUGCUCUUUGUGUAUAGGUACCUUUUGGGGCAAAAAUAUUGUUAUUGUUGUUAAUUUUAUUGUUGCCGUUGCUGUCAGUACGAGUCAUUUGUCGGCGUUCUGUAAAAGUGACCGUCGGGAGUGUGUUGAGAGGUGAGGGGUUUUCUGUCUUUUUUUUUUUUCCUCCUUUGGCUUACUGCGACUGAAGAACGGGACUCAUUUCUGGACUCUCUAGGAGCACGUGUGAUGCAACUUCCUGGUGGACAGAGACUUUGUAUUGCGAGAGGACCAUAGACACAUGGUCCCUUUUUUUUUGUGAGAACUCUCCUUUUUUUUUGUUCGUUUUGUUUCUUUUUUCCUCUUUUCCGAUUUCAGCAUAUUAAUUGGAGGAUUUCUUAUUAAAUAUUCGUCAUUGUUGCUCGAUCAGUGAGAUUUCCAUUUGAUAACGACAGGAUUCCCACGUUUCUGAUUUGUCAAAAGUUUGGAAUCACCCAACCAUCUGAUCAGUUUUUAUAUCAUACACAUAAAUAGACUAUAUGAAUAGAUAGUUUUUUUUUCCUAAAAAUCCUUUGGACUGAAACUGAUGUGCAGCAAAGGUCAAAUAUUUGCACACAAGGGGCAUUUUUCUUUUCCAUCUUUUUUCUUUUCAGGAGAUAUUGGCAAGGGCCAAAAUCAAUAAGCACACUUGGGUGAGGUUUGGUGGAUUUCUGCAGAUCUCAACAUAUGUGUAUGUGAGUUUUUUUUUUUUUUUUUUGUAUGUAUAUGUGUUUGUUUUGUUUUUCCUGAUGGAUUUCGUGUGGAAAAAAGGCUCAUAUACACAACAGAGCAUUGUAACAAUAUUGUGACAUUAACCAAAAUAUUGAAUAUCGGGAAGCUGGCUUUCAUUGUGUGCAUGAAAUCUGUAUUUGUACUGUAAUUCUAAUAAGAUAGUGUGUGGUAGCUUUGUUUUUUUGUUUCUUUUCCUCCUGUUUUUUUUCUUUUCAUUUUUUUAUCUCUGUGGUUGUAUAGUAUGAUCUGACGUACUUUUUUUUUUU